GGACGGACUGAUUAUGGGACGAAACGUCUAGAAGCCCAAACCUUGAGCCAACCCGGCGUUUAGUUAACGUGACUCACCUGCCAGAGGCCCAACGACUUUAUUUUUUCAGAGACUGAAUACAUACAUAAUUGUGCAGUAGAAAAACGAACACGGCUACGUGCAUUGUACAUCAAAGCGUCCAGAUAUGGCGACAGAGCGGUAUGACAUCGUCGUUUUUGGAGCCAGUGGCUUCACGGGACAGUUUGUUGUGGAGGAAAUGGCAAAGGUGGCUUCUGGCCAGGGUCUGACAUGGGCGGUGUCGGGGCGGUCAAUGGAGAAGAUACAACAGGUCCUCAACAAAGCCUCCAAAAGAACAGGUAAUGAGUUGGAAUCCAUCCCUAUCAUUAUAGCAGACACAUCAAAUGACGAGUCUCUUCUUCAGAUGGCAAAGCAGGCCAGACUGGUGUUGAAUUGUGUGGGCCCUUAUCGUUUCUAUGGCGAACAAGUGGUGAAAGCCUGUGUUGAGGGAGGAGCACAUCACUUAGACAUCAGCGGUGAACCAACAUACAUUGAGAAAAUGCAGCUGAAGUACAACGGAGAAGCACAGAAGAGCGGGGUGUAUGUCAUCAGCGCCUGCGGGUAUGAUAGCAUUCCAGCAGAAGCAGGCAUCCUGUUUGCAAAGAACAAAUUCGGAGGUCAGAUCAACACCAUGGAGAGUUACCUGGAACUGCACUCUGGCCCGCACGGAAUGGCAGUGAACAAUGGGACUCUGGAGUCAGCUAUUUACGGAUUUCUGCAUGAAGGAGAACUAAAGUCUGUCAGGAAGUCCUUGUUCCCGGAACCACUGCCGCCCGCAAAGUACAAACUCCCAAAGAGGGGAAUGUUUUUCAAAAAUGACAUCAACACCAAAUGGAGUGCUCCAUUUCUUGGAAGUGACAAGUCGGUCGUCUACAGAUCACAGCGUUUUAACGCCAGUGAAAGGAAGGAGAAAGCAAUUCAGUACCAGCCCUACAUUUGCUAUGACGGCCUGCUGACUGUAUUUGGGUUGGUUUGGUUUGGUCUACUCUUUGCCGUCAUGAGCAAAUUCAGCUUUACAAGGAAACUGUUUCUUCGGUACUCUUCAUUUUUCACCUUUGGAUUAUUCAAACCUAAUGGACCUUCCUUGAAACAGAUUGAGACAUGUUCUUUCUCCAUGACGUUCGUUUCGAAGGGCUGGAAAACAAAGUCUGAUGAAGACCAGCAGUCCCCUCCCGACACAGUCAAAAUUACCAAGAUAACGGGACCAGAGGCUGGCUACGUAACUACGCCCAUCUGUAUGGUCCAGGCCGCCAUUGUUGUUUUGAAGGAAACAGAUAAACUUCCAGGAAAUUGUAUGAUGAGCAGGAGGUGUAAGAUCUACCCGCUGCCCUGGCUGGAGGUUCAGUUCUACCGCGGGGUACACGUCAGUGUUGUGGUGUAUGUUACGUGGCUGGUCUGCUCGGCCUCUAGAGAGUUUGACGGAGCACUGAACAUUUACGCCUUCGAGCCUGGAUGGUCAUGGAUUGGAGCUGACAAGGAUGUGUCGAAUUACGAGUGGCAUUACUUCUACAACUGGUUCUGGGUUAUCCUGCCGUUUUAUGUCGGCCAUGUAGCAUUAUCAAAAAUCAUUGAAUGGAAUUUCAUAGAGGUUAGAAGAUGGGUGGAUCUAGCGUAUUCGUGUGGUGUUCUCCUGUAUCUGAUGGGUUGGAGGAUCAUUCUCUUGUUUCUGUGCCACUGCUUCUUCAUGUUUAUCAUCUCCUUCACCCAGUCUUUAAUCAUAGUCUGGGUUACCUCCCUUGGCCUCCUCAUGACCCUAAACAUAGACUACACAUACUCCCUCAUGCGUCACUGGUGCUGUGAGGAUCACGACGGGAAGUUCUACCUGAUGGUAUACACCUUGGCCUUGACCCAUCUCCGCUACACCAGCUUCUGCCUAGAAAAGUGUUUCCAUGGCAACAAAGAGUAUGAUGAACCCAGUAAAAGUCUUGAUGAAUCCAGUAAAAGUCAAGGUCAAUUAAUUCCUGGCAACAGUGGCCAUACAGAGGACCCGAGGGGACCCAGAGUGUGCGGAAAGGGAUUUAUAGAUUUGAUGUUUUAUGUUUUUUACCUGCCUCUAUUUUUCACGGGACCACUUUUGACUUUUAAUUUAUUCCAAAAACAAAUGAACAACUCAUACAAGUCACAUUCGAAAGCCCUGCCAUCUUUGUUUGUGAAUAUGGCCCGGGUCGUUUUCUGGGGAGUUGUAAAUGAGUGCCUGUUGCACUUCCUGUAUUUUAAUGCCAUUCAACAGAAUAAUGCAUUAAUGAACCGUCUGGAUCUGUGGACUUUGGCCGGUAUCGGAUACUGGAACGGUCAGUUCUUCAUGAAUAAGUACACAGUAUUGUAUGGAGUCCCGUCCAGCGUCGCACGCCUGGAAAGUUUAGAUCCUCCCAAGGGACCUCGAUGUGUGGCCUACAUUUACACCUACUCAGAAAUGUGGAAGUACUUUGACCGUGGAAUGUACAGUUUUAUUAAAAGAUACAUCUUUUUCCCGCUGGGUGGAUCUCAGAGGGGCGUGUUACAUCAGACUACUGCCUCUUUUGCCUGUUUUGUCUUUGUUUACCUUUGGCAUGGAUCCGAGUACUACGUUUUUCUGUGGACACUGUUUAAUUUUGUGGGUGUGGUCCUUGAGCAAAUAUUUCAGGUGAUUCUGGAAAUCCCCGCUGUAUAUAAUGUUCAGAGAAGAUACUUAUCCAAGGAGUGGAUCCGACGUAUGCAUGCUUUCCUCAGUGUUCCAUUGUUCUUGAUGUCUGCCAUCACUGCUUUCUGUUUCUUUGGUGGGAGUUCGGUGGGGUUUAUAUUCUACAGCAGAUACAUUUCUUCAGGGAAUGCCCAGACAUUAGCGACUGUAUAUGCAAUCUUGUAUUGCUGUGUUCAGUCAAGCAUGGAAAUUAAGUGCACCUCAAAAAACAAAGACACAACAAAAGAGAAUUGAUGAGGUAGUUUGGAAUUACCUAUACCUCUACUUCCGUAUGGAGCUCAGAACACAAACAUGACAAGGAGCGCCCGUAUUCACACUGAUUUUCCCGUUAAUGUGCAAUAUUUUCUUAGCCACCAUGAAAAAAUUCAUAGGAUGGCGGGCGAUGAUAGCAUUGUUGGUGAGAGAAAUAUUGACUUUCCUCUCUUUGGAAUGCUUGAUUACGAUAUUUAACAAUAGCUGUCUUCAUUAAUGGAAGCUAAUUAUUGGACACAGAGACAGAAGUCUAUACCAGGCCCAUUUAAAUGAAUGAGCGUCACCUUGUUAUGGCGAUAGUUUUGUCACCACUUUAACGUACAGAAUGAUGAAGUUCUGACACUUCACUUUUGUCACCACUUUAACGUACAGAAUGAUGAAGUUCUGACACUUCACUUUUGUCACCACUUUAACGUACAGAAUGAUGAAGUUCUGACACUUCACUUUUGUCACCACUUUAUCGUACAGAAUGAUGAAGUUCUGACACUUCACUUUUGUCACCACUUUAACGUACAGAAUGAUGAAGUUCUGACACUUCACUUUUGUCACCACUUUAACGUACAGAAUGAUGAAGUUCUGACACUUCACUUUUGUCACCACUUUAACGUACAGAAUGAUGAAGUUCUGACACUUCACUUUUGUCACCACUUUAUCGUACAGAAUGAUGAAGUUCUGACACUUCACUUUUGUCACCACUUUAUCGUACAGAAUGAUGAAGUUCUGACACUUCACUUUUGUCACCACUUUAACGUACAGAAUGAUGAAGUUCUGACACUUCACUUUUGUCACCACUUUAUCGUACAGAAUGAUGAAGUUCUGACACUUCACUUUUGUCACCACUUUAUCGUACAGAAUGAUGAAGUUCUGACACUUCACUUUUGUCACCUGGCUUGGAAAAGUAGAAAUAUGUCAAAAAUAGAUUUUGUUUUUCAUUGUUUUAAAAAAUGUUGAAUUUAUUUUUGUCUUGACAAGUGAUUACUUUCGUGUCUUCUUACUGAAGGAAUCUUUUUCUUCUCUAUCAGUCUUCUCAAUCAACCUGUCAUUAGGACGAAUGUGGUCUGUUGUGUUUCAUACCAAUGCCCUUGGAUUACGGACUACUCCUUUUACCUGAUCAAAGUAUAGGGCUCACGGCGGGUGUGACAGGUCAACAGGAGAUGUUUACUCCUCCUAAGCACCUGACCCUAAGUCUAGUGUCUCCGGGAGUCCGUUGUUUGUCCCACUUUUAAAUUUUGUACUCUUUAUAGAGAUUGACCACUGUUAGUUACAUGUAUCUUCCAUUUUUUCAUCCAUGAUUAACUUGUAUUUCAAUACAAUAUUGUUCAGUGUUACAGACAUGCACCCACUGGUUGAAAGAAAAAAGAGCAGAUAACGAAAACGGUUGUACGCUUCUUGGAUCAGACCAAUAUCGUCAUUAAAAACAAACUCUGUCACAUGUA
This is a messenger RNA of Ostrea edulis (European flat oyster), 4425 nucleotides long. Its product is annotated as protein-cysteine N-palmitoyltransferase HHAT-like. The coding region runs from base 185 to 2971 and encodes 928 amino acids. The transcript has 21 exons. Gene Ontology annotation, cellular component: mitochondrion; plasma membrane; lipid droplet. Lineage: Eukaryota; Metazoa; Mollusca; Bivalvia; Ostreida; Ostreidae. The record is from RefSeq and is a predicted model, not a curated record. Gene Ontology annotation, biological process: glycolipid biosynthetic process.